Messenger RNA from Psylliodes chrysocephalus, 2989 nucleotides. Lineage: Eukaryota; Metazoa; Arthropoda; Insecta; Coleoptera; Chrysomelidae. The record is from the annotation of a GenBank genome assembly.
GUUCGAAAGGCGUCAGCUGUUACAAAAAUAGUUUCAGCUAUUUCAGACUCGCAUUCUGAAAAUGUCUGUCGCACUCAAAAACGACUAUCGCGAAAAUAUCUACGAAUCUUAAUCUGAACACGAAAAAAAAAAAAACUCGAGGUUUUUCGAUAUAAGUGGAUAGAAAAUUUUGUAAAAGUUUCGGAAGUGUGUAGAUUUGUGAUUUUUAUUGAAUUAAUUUGUGAUUUUGUGAUAUUGAAAAAAGACUUUUGGAUUUUACGAUUUUGAAGGAAUUUCUAAUCGACAAUGCCAGCAGGUAAAGAAAGCGAAGGUGGCGGAGGUAACGGUGAUGGAACGGUAAAAAGAACUACAUUCAGACCACCAUGGGUUAAAGAAGGCCCAACUCCUCUACCUGUACAAACUGCACCGUGGGCUCUAAAAACUACCCCCAGAAGAGACAGUAAUACUAAUUCAGAUUCAAUUGAAAAGGAAACUUACAAUCCAUUAGCCGAAGUACAGUUGAAACCAACCAAAGUUAAUAAAAAACCAGCACCUGAGGAAAAUGGAGAAGGCGGUAGAAAAAAUAAAAUUCUAGGCGGUGUGCAAUUAAGAAAAAUCAAAAAGGCAGAGCCGAAAGAGCCUCAAGAAAAUGGAGCUAAAGAGAGUUUUUUCCAAAAGCCAGCUCUUAAGCCAGUUCCACAAAGGGAAAAAUCACCUCCUAAGAAGGAUUAUAAGCUCAAGAAUCUUCCUACUUUGCAAAAAGCGUCGGAGAGAGUUUUGAAGAGUCCUCCAAAAAAAUCAAAUAGUAAAAGCGAGAGUUAUUCUUCUUCAGAGGAGGAAGAAGAAGAAGAAUCUGAAGAUUCUGAUGAUGUGGAAUUAGAUAAGGAAGUACCCAAAAAACGGAAUGCCCUGGUAAGAGAGGCUUCUAUGCGAAAAUUGUCGCUCUCUAAGAUACCACCACCACCUCCUCCUCAACCAGGUAUGCCGCCUCCUCCGCCAAUGAUGCCAGGCGCGAUGCCAAAGAAAUCUCUGAAUGACAAACAGAAAUCAAGGUUACACAAACUAAGGGCGAGACCUAAGAACAGGCCAGAUUGGGGCAAUUUGCUACAAGAAAUCGAAGCUAAGAAAACUUUAAAACAUGUCGUAUGCAACGACAGGUCUACUCCAUUAUUACCAGAGGCUAAGGCAGACGAGCAUUUAAUUUACAAGAGCGAAGAAGCAAAUGUGCACAAUGAACUUCUGAAGCAGAUUGAAUCGGGAAUUCGUUUAAAAAAAGUAACAACUAAUGAUAGGAGUAGACCUGUCCUGGACGGAUUAAGAAAAUUCAGGAGGCAAAUGACAAUAGAAGAACAAAUUCAGAAAUCUAUAUCCAUGGCUAGCAUGCCACCAGAAGAAAUCACAACAGAUGAAAUCGAUGAAAUGGAUGACAUUGAUAAAGUACGCGAUGAUCUACAAAGUACGAAACAAAUGUUGGCUCUCGAGCUAAGGAAUAAAGAGGCACAAGAAAGAGAAAAUAAGAGGCUAAUGUCUAGGAUUCAGAAUCUCGAAGCGGAAUUGGAAAAAGAGAAAAGUAGAAGUAAAGACGGAGGUACAACUGUUUCUAAUAAUUCUGCCGAUGAAAAGGUGAUUAAAGGACUUAAAAAAGAAGCAGAAGAAGCUAGAAAGACAUCUCAGGAUUUAGAAAAGAAAUAUAAUAAGGCGGCUGAAGAAUUGGACUCUACGAAAUCUAAGAUGGACGAUCUUAAACGACAAAAUCAAAUGCUAGAAAAGAGACUACAAGAAGCCAUGGCAGGAAAUAAGACUUCUCCUCCAACGUCGUUCUGGUUUGACGAUUUCGAAAAUGAAGAGACCACAGGAAAAAGAUUUUCAAUAUCGGACCGCAAACACAGUGGUGCAGGUAACGGUAGUGACGAUGAAGUUGAAGACGAAGAGCCAGAAGAGGAAAGCGAUGGUGAGGACACCGAAGAAAAGAGAGAAAAGCGGCUAGUGAAAGAAGUAAAGCAAUUGACAAAGAAAUUGCAGAGUCUGAAGACUAAAGAAGAUAACGCUAAGAAAGAGAGAGUGGCACUGAGAGAUAUAAUAAAGAAACACAAUACUGAAAUGAAGGAAGAGAAGAAGAAAUACAAGCAACUAAAGAAAGAAGUUGACAAGAUGGCCAAUCUAAUGAAAGAUCCUGACGAAGAAGAAGAGGAUGAAGAAGUAUUGAAGGAAGAAGACGAGGAAGAAUCCGAGGAAGAAGAAGAAAGCAGCGAAGAAGAGGAAUCCGAAAGUGAAAAUGAUACUGAUUCAGAAAAAUCACAAAGCGAAGAUGAAGAAGCUCCUAAUGAUAAGAAGAAAACGAAUUUGACAGCCAGAACAAAGAGGCACGAAAAUAGAUUAAAUGCAUUAAAGAAGGGUAACUUCCUGUUAAAAACUAACGCAGAAAGAAUGCAAGAUGAUUUAAAUAAACAAAAAGAAAUGACAGCUAGUUUGCAGGAAGAUCUGGAUUCCGUUUUAUCCGAAUUAGGUUAAUAUUUUGGGGUUUUUAUUUAUAAAUUUUGUAUAUUAUUAAAACUGUAUAAUCUGUAUAUACUACUCGCUAGGUUUGAUACUAAGUAUUGUGCUCAAAAGCUAAAUUUCAGGUAUAAAUACAGAAUACUUCGCAAAAUAGUACCUACCUAAUAAAAAAAUAAGUGAUACUAACGAAGAACAUACUUGACUAGGUUUUAAUACAAAGAUAUAAUGUGCUUUUAAAAUGUUUUUAAAUAUAUUUCUUUAUUAAAAUUAUCAUAUGGUGCAAGUGAAACUUAAAUUGCUAUAGACACUAAACGAAUGACGCAAUUAAUGAUAAUUUAAGUUGGGUACUAUAAAUAAUUUUAAGAAGCCUUUUUAUAUUAUACGAGAUUAGGUAAUGUCGAGACUUCUGUAUUUAUACUCGAAUUAGAUAUUAUUUUAUAUAAUGACGCAAAAUUGCAGUGGUGCUAAAUGUUACUAAUAACAGAGAAAAAGAGAGAAACAAAAAUAUUUUUUU